This is a messenger RNA of Podarcis lilfordi (Lilford's wall lizard), 36911 nucleotides long. The record is from the annotation of a GenBank genome assembly. Lineage: Eukaryota; Metazoa; Chordata; Lepidosauria; Squamata; Lacertidae.
AUGACGCAGACGGAGGACUGGCAGUCGGAUCGCUCUGAUUGGCUGCGGACCGAGGCAGAAAGUUCUGAGAGUUCCAUACCGCGCAGCGCGCUGGGCCUUGAGGAUUUAAGCCUAGGAGUCGAGGGGAAACUUGCCCUUUCUUUCGAGGGAUUCUCCAGCACGUGGCGGGGAAUUGAGGAAUCCGGUAAGUAUUGAGGGUGUGGGUUUGCAGACUCUUUCCCCCUUUUCCGUGCCUAGUGCUGUGCUUGGCUGUCCACCCAUAUUUUAUCUCCUCCUGCGCGGCAGGCAGAAAUCCAACAGGUGAAGCCUCACUUUCUCUCCCUAGAAAAGCUGCACCUGUUGCAUUUGCCGCCCUGUGCACGGCUCUUAAAAGGCAGAGGAGACCUAUCAAGUAAGGUGAAAUGUUUGUAAUCCCUAGCUUGUGGGGGUGGUGGAAAUGCAUAAAGUUUUCACUGUUUCAGAGGACUGGGCUGAAGGAGGCCUGAGGGCGUUUAGUCCCCUGUAAAAGUUGUUGUUUAGUCGUUUAGCCGUGUCCAACUCUUCAUGGCCCCCUGGACCAGAGCACGCCAGGCACUCCUGUCUUCCACUGCCUCCUGCAGUUUGGUCAAACUCAUGCUGGUAGCUGCGAGAACACUGUCCAACCAUCUCGUCCUCUGUCGUCCCCUUCUCCUUGUGCCCUCCAUCUUUCCCAACAUCAGGGUCUUUUCUAGGGAGUCUUCUCUUCUCAUGAGGUGGCCAAAGUAUUGGAGCCUCAGCUUCAGGAUCUGUCCUUCCAGUGAGCACUCAGGGCUGAUUUCCUUCAGAAUGGAUCGGUUUGAUCUUCUUGCAGUCCGUGGGACUCUCAAGAGUCUCCUCCAGCACCAGAAUUCAAAAGCAUCCAUUCUUCGGCGAUCAGCCUUCUUUAUGGUCCAGCUCUCACUUCCAUACAUCACUACUGGGAAAACCAUAGCUUUAACUAUACGGACUUUUGUUGGCAAGGUGAUGUCUCUGCUUUCCCCUGUAAAUACUUGCAGCCAAGUUUUUUAGAGCAUGUUAGCAGUUAGAUCUUGUCCUCCAGGAACGGGGAACCUGCAGCCUUCAAGAAGUUGCUGGACUCUCCAUCAGUUCAGCCAGCAUGGGUAGCGAUCCAGGGAUGUUAGAAGCUGUAAUCCAGCACAGUUUGGAGUGUUGUUAUACUUUGCUAUAUUUGCUAUGUUACAGGCAACAUCACAGACCUGUGAGAAAAACGGGGAGAGGAUAUAAACACAAUAAUAAUUAACAUGCGGAUCAUCAAAAAUGUGCCAUAAAGUGCAGGGCUAACCAUCUUUAUUCGUAGAUGUUCCUCAAAAGCCAGAAACUUACUCAUGACUAAGUGUUACAGGAUUGCAGUCCUAAGCGCAGAGCCACCCCAUACAUAUAAAGUGCACCCAUUGCUUCCCCCAAGGAAUCCUGGGAACUGUAGUUCUCCCCUCACAGAGCUACAGUUCCCAACACCCGUAACAAACAGCAGGUCCCUGGAUUUUGUGGGGAAAGUCUUGUGCUUUGAAGCGUGUUGGGUGUGCCGUAAAAGUAUGGUGCAGAUCUGCCCCUCGUCUUUCUGGAAUAUGCCAACCAGCUCAUUUUUACUGCCAACAGCGGGCGGGCAGUCAAGCCGCCGCUUACCCCUUUUAAACAAGGGCUGCAAAUUUUAAUGAUUAAACUGAGUUAUUUUCCUCAACACUGGCUGGUUCAGCUGCUAUGACCAAUUCCUGAAUAUGGAUAGCUUGCCCACAGUGACCUGUCUUGCACAAGGCCACCAGCCAGAGCGAUGUUAUUCCAGCUAUUAAAAUAUGCUUCAGCUGCCAAUACCGUUUCAGUCCAAAGUCAAGGGUUUGCAAAUGACUUGCAAAGCCCUGAACCACUUGAGACCUAAAUAACUGAGCGAGAUCCUCUCCCAAGUAUGUCCCUACCUGGGAGUUAAGGGUGAGAGAAUCUCCAUGGUGUCUCACCACCAGAAACUGAACAUCAGGCCAGGAGGGAAGGUCCUUUCUGCUGGGGCAUCUAAUCCUUGGAAUUUCAUGGCCCUUGGUGCCUGCGCUGAUGGUUUUUAGAGGCUAAAAUGCGGCUGAUCACUAAGGCCUUUCACCCAGGCUGCAAUCUGAAAUGGUUUCAAUUGUUGUCUAUAUUGUAUUUUUAUUGUCCCAUUGGCAUUUUAUGACUUUGUUCCAGUUGUAUUGUCAGUCACCCAGAGCCCUGUGGAUCUGCAACAGAAUUUAAAUAGACUUAAGUAAAUAAACUGGAUUAGGUAACUGAUUCAACUCUUAAAAAAAAAAGAGGUGUACACCUCUUAACCAGAAAUAUUAUAAUGAACACAAAGUACAAACGGUAGGUGGCAGGGAUUGUUUUUAUAACAAGCAUUCCCCACUUUUUCUCUCUUGCAUGUUUACAUCACCUAAAAACAGGGAGCGCCUCCUUCAGAGUGUUUGUUUUUACCCUUAGGUAAAUGUAAUUAGUGAAUUAAUCAACAAAGAAACACAAUUAAUUGGCUGAGAUUUUCUUAGCCCCUGGAUUUAACGAAUAUUGCUAAGCUGCGUGUUUCAGUUUGGGAGAGGACAGGUGCAUAGCUUUCAGCAGAAUAAAGCACAAAUUAUAAUAAAAAGACGCCUGUGAAUGUCAUGCGUGGCUAUGGUGGGUGUGUUGUUUCUUACACAGAGGUGCUUUUGGGGGACGAAAGGUAUGUAAAGUGGCCCCCCAGGUUAUGUUGGAACUAGUAACUUUUCGUGAAGUUCUGAUGCUGAUGCUCAUGGGAGUCAUAUAAAGGACCCCUGACCAUUAGGUCCAGUCAUGACCGACUCUGCGGUUGUGGCGCUCAUCUCACUUUAUUGGCCGAGGGAGCUGGCGUUCAGCUUCUGGGUCAUGACUAAGCCGCUUCUGGCGAACCAGAGCAGCGCACGGAAACACCGUUUACCUUCCCACCAGAGCAGUACCUAUUUAUCUACUUGCACUCUGACGUGCUUUCGAACUGUUAGGUUGGCAGGAGCAGGGACCGAGCAACGGGAUCUCACCCCGUCGCGAGGAUUCGAACCGCCGACCUUCUGAUCGGCAAGCCCUAGGCUCUGUGGUUUAACCCACAGCACCACCCGCGUCGGGAGUCAUAUAGAGAGAGAUAAUUUUGAACUUGGAAGGGUUCCACGAGGGCAGUGUUAGAAACUGGGAUAGAAAAGCUAGGAGCCAAAUGGCUUCUGGGACCUGGGUUGUGGGCACCAAAACAGAAUGUCUAGUUCUCUUCCGCGGCUCCGGAAAUCGCUUCUGCGCAUGCCUAGAUGCCGGAAAUCGCGCCUGUGCAUGUCCGUGGUGCCGGAAAUCGCAAUUUUUGGCGUCUGGGCAUGCACAGAAGCUAUUUCCGGCACCACGGACAUGUGCAGACACAAUUUCCAGUGUCGCGCUGCGCCGGUCUGGCCCACGGCGGAUCUCCGUGGUAGUGAUCUGGCCCAUGCCCGCUAAGCCUUGCCAACCCCUGGUCUAGUUGCCACGGAGGGUGGGGGUCGGCAACACUUUAUUUAUUAUUUUUAUAAGCAUGAACCAACACGCAAUUCACAAGAGACACGUUGUUAACAUCACGUUUUUAUCAGAAAUGGUUAACACAUGUUUAAUUUGGUGUUGAUAAUAAAAUUAUUGGUACCAUACUUCAGUUUUCAAAACACCCUACGCUUUAUUGCUAAACUCCUUAACAUAUUGUCUGUCUUUAACAUAUACUUCGAAGCUUCAAAGCACACACGUUUCAGUAAUCCUUGAGUGUCAGCAAAAAAACAGCACCCAGACUUUUUGAAGUGCUCGCAAAUGGAGAAUCUUUAGGCGCAAAAUGAGCCUGGCGCCCUGCUAAUUUCGAACCCUGAACGAGGGUCAUGUAGCCCUUCCCUCUAAAAUGCUGGCUUAGCAGUUUUUAAAGCCAAACAUUCUUAGCUCUGGCCCCUCUGAUGCCCAGGACAAUCUUGGACGCUAGGCAGUAUUUCAAAAUGGACUUUAGCUGUUUGGCGAUUGCGAGCUGCCUGCAGUUGCCCAAUUAGCUGCACACGGCCUUUUUGCUAUCCUUGAGGAGUUAACGAAUAACUCGGGAUGAGUUCCCCCGGUUAAGACAGCCUGAGCUUUGUUCCUGUUGCAGUUUGCGCCUGUUUAAGGCUCCGGUUCUGCCAACAAGUCACAUGGAGGUCAGCAGAUGAGAGCCAUCUGUUGCCUUGGGCAGGCUGGCUUGUCAGUCUUGCUCCAGACAGGGCGGCUGCCCCUGCUGCACACCUCCCAAGCUCAGAAGCAUUUAAAGCACAUGGCUUUCCCCAUAAAGAGUCCUGGGAACUAUAGCUUGCUAAGGGUGCUGGGAAUUAUAGCUCUGCGAGGGGUAAACUGCAGCUCCCAGGAUUCUUUGCGAGGAGCCAUGCCUGUUAAAGUGGUAUAAAAGUGCUUUGCUCCAUUGCUCCGCCCACUGUUGCCUCUGCCCCGCCCACCACUUGCAAGCGGCCCCAGAAGGCUCUUUGCAAGAGGAUGUGGCCCUUGGUCUGGAAAAGGCUCCCUGCCCCUGUUUGAAUGGGUCCGUGGGGCAGGGUGUUGCUUCCCCAUCUUUGAACACAUACGCUUUUGUGGUUUUUAAAUAUCUCUGUUGUUACGCUGGCUGCAUAUUUACAGGUGUAUUUAUUUUACAGUGGUACCUUGGUUCUCAAACGCCUUGGUACUCAAACAACUUGGAACCCAAACACUGCAAACCCGGAAGUAAGUGUUCCGGUUUGCGAACAUUUUUCGGAAGCCGAACAUGCUCCGUUUUGAGUGUAACGCUUCCGUUUUGAGUGCCGCGCUUCCAUUUUGAAGUUUACGCUGAGGUCUGUCUGUUUUUGCUAUUUAUUUUGCGUUUUUGUUUUUGCGGCUUUUUUGUUUUGUUUUUGUGACUGUGUGGAAACCCAGUUCAGCUACUGAUGGACUGAUUGUGUGACUGCAGUACAUUGUUUAUUGCUUUCAUUUUAUGGAUCAAUGGUCUUGUCAAACAGUAAAAAUCAUGUUAAAUUGCCGUUUUAGCGGUUGUUUUUAAAAAGUCUGGAACGGAUUAAUCCAUUUUGCAUUACUUUCUAUGGGAAAGCGUGCCUUGGUUUUGGAAUGCUUUGGUUGCGGAACGGACUUCAGGAACGGAUUAAGUUUGAGAACCAAGCUACAGUGGUACCUCGGGUUAAGAACUUAAUUCGUUCCGGAGGUUCAUUCUUAACCUGAAACUGUUCUUAACCUGAGGUACCACUUUAGCUAAUGGGGCCUCCCACUGCCACCACGCGAUUUCUGUUCUCCUCCUGAAGCAAAGUUCUUAACCUGAGGUACUAUUUCUGGGUUAGCGGAGUCUGUAACCUGAAGCAUCUGUAACCCGAGGUACUACUGUAGUACCACUAUACAGUCAUAGCUCGGGUUACAGACGCUUCAGGUUGGGGUUUUUUGGGUUACAGACCGCCGAAACCUGGAAGUACCGGAACGGGUUACUUCCGGGUUUCGGCGGUUGCACAUGCGCAGAAAUGCUAAAUUGCACAUGCGCAGAAGCGCCGAAUCACAACCCGCGCAUGCGCAGACGUGCUGCUGCAGGUAGCGAACGUGCAUACCGCACGGAUCACAUUCGCAACCCGAGUGUCCACUGUAUUAUCACGAACCUCCUUGGUGGCUCUGUUAAGGGCCACAAAGCAGAGUAUACAGGCCUGAUAGCUCACUUAACCUUUCUCAGUUUCAGCUUCCAAAGUUUUGGGACUCCCUUUUGCCUGCCCUCCGGCCAAUCCUCUGCCGUUCUUUCUCUCUGGGCUGCUGCAGAGCUCUGCUGCCAUGACCAGCCUCCCCAAAGCAGAUGGAAACCCCAUAACUAAGGAGGAGUGGACCUCUCACAACAAGAUGGUGAUGGAACCUCUAGACACCAAUGACCCAGAGGUAAGAGGGCUUCUUGUUUGGACGGUGACGUCAACCAGGAGAGGGUAGUAUUGAUUCUGGCGGAAGAAACCGGAGGGCAGGGACCGCUGUCAUUCGUCGGCAAUGGUUUUGAGCAACCAGGGACAGCAGGUCAUUGACCUUUACGGGCUCAGUGACGUUCAUUGAGAAAAUUACACUUGGCGCCGGCUUAACCCUUUCAGAUUUUCCCACCUUCCUACCUCUGCAGCAGAGAGGGGGUCUGUUCUGGCCCUCCCAGAUUCUGCUGGAGUCCAAUUCUCUCUCUCUUUUUAAAAUUUUUAUUUCAAAACCAAAAAAAAUUACAAACAUCAAAUUCAAAAUCCAUAUUCAUUUUCUAACAUAAGCCUAUUACAUAGAUUACCUAAAUUAAAAUAUAUCUAAUUGCUCUAGGCUUCCCUUUGCUAUAUGUAAAUACAAUGCAGUUAACAAAUUAUAUUAUAAAUGAUAUUAUAGGUUCCCAUAUACCCCCCCACUCCCCUUCACCCAUGUGUGAUCUCAAUAUUUUACUUCUUCCAUCUUGUGUUGUUAUAAUUUAAUAAUUAUUCAGUUGAUUCUAUUAUUAUUUUCUUGCUUACCCCUGCACAUUUUACACAUUCUCUAGUAAUAUUUCAAUUCCGGAACCAUGUUUUUCCAUGUAUUCCUUCACUACAUCCCACUCUCUAAUUAUUCUCUGAUUAAGUGGCCUCUAAUAAUUGCUGUCAAUUUUGCCAUUUCUAGAAACUCACAGAGUUUGUCUCUUUAUCUAGCCCUGGGGAACCCAAAGCGACUUGCAACCAAGCAAAUGGACAGUAAACCCCACAUAGAUGCAUUCAAACUAAGAGGGAAAAGAAAUGCCUUAAAAACAUUCCCACCCACUUCUAAAAGGCCACAGAUGGUUUAAGGCUGGGUUAUAGACGAAAGCUUUUGCCUGGCACCUAAGGAUAUAGAACUACGGCGCUAGCUGAGCCUCCCUGGGGAGAGCAUUCCAAAAAAAGGGGAGCCACUGCAGAAAAAGCCCUGUUCUCAUAUUGAGAAUGUCUGUUAAUGUCACUGUGGCACUUCAGAUUGGUGCUGUCCUGCUAACAUUGUUUGCACUGGGGCCAGGUUAAAAUUUGUUUCUUCAAUCUAUACAUUUAAAAAGUGGUGGUUAUUUCGCCCACACUGUUGUUUUCACCUGACAUUAUUUGUUGUCAAUUGUCAGGGAACUGCCAUCGGACGGAAGGGAGGUGAAAGGGCUCACACAGGUUGGGAGAGACGCAGCAGCUGAAGAGGAAACCAACAGGGAGGUGAAAGGGCUCACACAGGUUGGGAGAGACGCAGCAGCUGAUGAGGGAACCAGCAGGGGGGGAGGAGCUGAGCUGGAGGGAUGGCUCAGAGACACUUCCAGCGAAAACAGUGGAGAGGUUUCAGGACCUCCUGUAAGAACACCCACUCCUCGCCGGAAACUGUCACGCAGAGAUUCCAGAAGACGUGUUUCCGUUAAGGAGCUUUUAUGUUGGAAGCGAUUACGAAGCAACCACUGUCGGAAUCUGCUAGUGACUAGAGUAGCCAUGUCUGAGGGGCUCUGUCACAGACAGAGGUUUGUGGACUUGAACAAACUCUGAGGGGAUACGAUUUUACGCACAAGCAGCUCAUCAUCCCAUCACAGCAUUCCGACAGUCUUUGAAAGCAGCUUGUGCAGGAGAAGGUAUCAUGAGCAACCCAGCCGGAACCGGAGAAGCAGGAGCUGGAGCGGGUCCAAGCCUGGAAGAAAGGUACCAGAUGUUGGAGGUCCAGCUAGCGAUGCAGACGGCGAGGCUUGAGGAGAGGAGGGCUCAGGAUGCAGACAAAAGGGGAAAGCCACCCAGUUCGCCAGAAAGGUACCAGGAUUGGUGCAGAAGUUUGGGGGAGCCCACAACCUAUCAUGGUUUUCGGACAGAAAUGCAAUAUGCCCUCAAUCUGCAGUUUGAUGAAUUCUCUGACGAGGAAUCACGAGUGGCUUUCGUGAUUGAGCAUCUUGAAAAGGGGGCGAGAGACUGGGUUAGACCCCUGAUGGCAGCGAAUAGUGACGUCUUAAAAGACACGAUGAAGUUCUUUCGCGCCAUGGAUCUGAUGUUUUCCAGCGAUAUUGAAAAGGGAGUGGUGCGCAGACAGUUAAUGGGUUGCAAACAGGGAGCCGAUCUGUCCGUGAGUACUGGACUGAGUUCACCAUGCUUGUUCACAGAUUGGGGUGGGACUUAUCGGCGGAACCCAUUCAAAUGCUCUUUGAAGAAGGGCUUUCUUCGGCUGUGAAAGACGAACUUUCCCGGGCGCCCAGGGCGGAGUCUAUGGACCAGCUGACCAAAUCAGCGCUGGCCAUAGGAGCGCGCCAGGAGGCGAGAGCAUUGGAGAGGCGGGAAGGGAAAGGGGAACGUUGGAAGGAGUUCCGCAUUCCAGACAUUCCAGAGCCAACUUUCCCACCGGCAGAGCCGAUGGAAAUCGGAACAGCGCGCGCGCGCGCAGUUUCAAAGCCCAGUGAGGGGGCAAAGAAGGAGGGAAAAGGCGCCCGGAAAUGCUAUCUCUGCCAACAGCCAGGUCACUUUGCCAGAGUCUGCCCCCAGAGGAAAGAAUGGCAAGGGAUGGUAGGGGCUGUGGAUGGAAGAGAGGAAAAUAUACCGGAGCAAGUAAAAGCCAACGCCUGGCUGCCACUGUCAGGGCACAGCAGCCAGGCCAAAGAGCAGUGAGAGUGCCCACGCCAGAACCUCCUAAACCCGCCCUAGUGAUAGAAGUGACGCUAGAGCUGCCAAACGGACACCCUCUAAAGAUAAAGGCGCUGUUGGACUCAGGCAGCUCCUGCAAUUUCAUGAGCAAAGAGUUUGCAGCUGAACACCAGAUACAGACAAUCCUUUAAGCAGCCCCCUGCAGGUGACCACGAUCGAUGGCAGGGAGCUGUUGGGUGGAGAAGUCAGCUUGCAGACCGUCCCAAUGAUAAUGAAGGUAGCAAGGCACACCGAACUGAUAGCUUUUAUUUUUUUUUUUUUUUAAAGCAAUUUAUUGGGUUUUACAAUAAGAAUAAACAUAAUAAACAAUAUAACAUUUGUCUUCACAUAGUUUCACAUUUUCUUUGGACUUCCUCACAUCCCCCCGCUCCCACUUUCAUCGUUAUAACAUUUUGUCAGCAAUUUAUCAUCUUAUUUAAAUUCUUAUAUCUCUUCAAUGUUUCAUAAUCUUAUAGUUCUCAUAGAGAGUUAAACUUUCACAGUCUUACUUAUUUUCUUAAAAACUUCUAAGUUAAGUGGUGCUCAGUUAUUUAGUCUAGCAUCUUAUUUAGCAUUCACUCAAAUCACAAUAUUUUUGUAGAUAGUUCUUAAAUUUCUUCCAAUCCUCCUCGAUUCUCUCUUCUCCCAGGUCACGGAUUCUGCCGGUCAUUUCAGCCAGUUCCAUGUAGUCUAUCAGUUGCAUCUGCCAUUCUUCCAGUGUGGGUAAAUCUUGAGUUUUCCAAUGUUUUGCAAGAAGUAUCCUUGCUGCUGUUGUUGCAUACAUAAAAAUGUCUGGUCCUUCUUUGCCACCCCUUGGCUGACAAUACCCAGAAGGAAAGCCUCUGGUUUCUUGGUAAAGGUAUAUUUAAAUACCUUUUUCAAUUCAUUAUAAAUCAUUUCCCAGAACGCCUUCACUUUAGGGCAGGUCCACCAGAGGUGGAAGAACGUUCCCUCACACUCUUUACAUUUCCAACACUUAUUAUCAGACAGGUGGUAAAUUUUUGCAAGUUUAACUGGGGUCAUAUACCAUCUAUAAAUCAUUUUCAUUACAUUUUCUUUCAGAGCGUUACAUGCAGUAAAUUUCAAUCCAUUACUCCACAACUUUUCCCAGUCCUCAAACAUAAUAUUAUACCCAAUGUCCUGUGCCCACCUUAUCAUAGCCGAUUUAACCAUUUCAUCUUGUGUAUUCCAUUCCAACAGCAAGUUAUACAUCCUUGAAAGUACCUUAGUCUUUGGUUCUAACAAUUCUGUUUCUAAUUUCGAUUUCUCCACCUGGAACCCUAGUUUCUUAUCAUUUUUAAAAACUUCUUUAAUCUGAGCGUAAUGUAACCAAUCUCGCACUUUGUCUUUCAUUUUCUCCAAACUCUGCAAUUUCCAAUUGUCUCCAUCUUUUCUAGUAUUUCCCAAUAUUUUGGCCAUUUAGCCUCCAUAUUGGGUCUUUUCGGUCCUUAGCUUCCAAAGGUGAAAGCCACCUUGGUGUUUUAUUUUCCAGCAAGUCUUUAUAUUUUGUCCAGACAUUAAACAAUGAUUUUCUGACAAUAUGGUUCUUGAAGGCCUUAUUUGCUUUAACUUUGUCAUACCAUAAAUAUGCAUGCCAUCCAAAAACAUUAUUAAACCCUUCCAAAUCCAACACAUCAGUGUCUUCAAGAAGUAGCCAGUCUUUUAGCCAGCAGAACGCUGCGGCUUCAUAAUACAACUUUAAGUCCGGCAGGGCAAAGCCCCUCUUUGUUUUGCAUCAGUUAAUAUCUUAAACUUGAUUCUGGGCUUUUGCCCUGCCAGACAAACUUCGAAAUAUCUCUCUGCCACUUCUGAAAGCACUCCGCUUUGUCCAAAACCUGAAGUGUUUGAAAUAAAAACAACAUCCUUGGCAAUACAUUCAUCUUAAUAGCAGCAAUUCGGCCUAACAAAGAAAGUUUCAAUUUUGACCAACUGUCUAAGUCUCUCUUAAUUUCUGUCCAACAUUUUUCAUAGUUAUCCUUAAAUAGACUUAGAUUUUUUGCUGUUAUGUUUACCCCUAGGUAUUUUACUUUUUAAACCACAUUAAGUUCCGUCUCAUUCUGAAACCGUUCUGACUCUGUAUCAGUCAAAUUUUUCCCCAAAACCUUAGUUUUCUGUUUAUUUAAUUUAAAUCCCGCCACCCGACCAAAAUCAUUAAUCAAUUGUAAUACUCUUUUCGUACUGGGCUCUGGCUUCUGCAAGGUCAAAACCAGGUCAUCUGCAAAAGCUUUUAGUUUAUAUUGUUUCUGACCAACCUGAAUUCCUUCAACCAACCGAUCCUCUAAUCAUGUUCAGUAGCACUUCCAGAACCGAAAUAAAUAACAAAGGGGAGAUAGGGCAACCUUGUCGUGUCCCUUUUUCAAUUUUGAACUCUUCUGUGACCACAUUAUUAACUAUCAGUUUAGCUUUCUGUUCUGAAUAUAUCGCCUCAAUCCCAUUCUCAAAACCCCGUCCCACUCCCAUCUCUUUUAAAUUUCCCAUCAUAAAUUUCCAGGAAAUAUUGUCAAAGGCCUUCUCCGCAUCUAUGAAAAUUAAAACUGCUUUUGUAUUUAUAUCUGUUUGCAGAAGUUCCAAAAUGUCAAUAAUGUUCCUUGUGUUAGCAAACAGAUGUCUACCUGGGAGAAAACCGGCCUGGUCCUUAUGAAUUACUUCAUUUAAUACUUUUUAAAUCUACUUGCCAAAAUAUCUGCAAAUAUUUUGUAAUCCACAUUUAAAAGAGAGAUGGGACGGUAGUUCUUCAGUUGUGUCUUUUCAGCUUCUGACUUUGGUAUUAAUGUGAUGAACGCUUCCUUCCACGAAUCCGGUGCCCUCUUCCCCUCCAUAAUUUCAUUGCAGACCUCCAUCAAGGGUUGUAUCAAAUAGUCUUUUAAUGUCUUAUAAUACUUGGAGGUCAGCCCAUCUGGCCCUGGAGAUUUGCCAAGUUGCAUGUUCUGAAUAGCUUGUUCAAUCUCCUGUCGUGUUAUUUUAGAGUUCAGGAUUGUCCUGUUUUCUUGUGACAAUUUAGAUAAUCCAUUUUUGGCAAAAAUUGUUUAAUCUCAACUUCGUCUUGCGGCCCUUGGGUGUAUAAUUUUUAAAAUAUCUCUGGAAACACUUUCUAAUAUCCACUGGAUUCUGAAUGUUUUUCCAUCAACCUCUAAGUUUGUAACCGUGUUUAAUCUUUGUCUUCUCUUCAACUGCCAAGCUAGCAGUUUUCCACAUUUAUUCGCCGACUCAAACGUUUUUGUUUCAUUAAUUUAACCUUCCAUUCAAUUUCCUGAUUUAUCAAUUUAGAAUAUUGUGUUUGAUAGAGUUUAAUUUCUCUCAGAGUUGGCUGUGACUUUGGAUUCGCUCUUAAUUUCUUCUCUAAUUCUUUUAAUUUGUCCAAGAUCUUAUCUUUUUCUCAUUUUGUGUUCUUUUCUUUACUACAUUCUGUUGUAUCAAGAAUCCCCUCAUUACAGCUUUGCUUGCGUCCCAGACAAUUCUUUUUUCCACCGAAUUGUUCAUGUUUAUCUCAAAAUAGUCCUUCAAAACUUUUUGGGCCUUCUUGGUAAUUUCCUGAUCUCUAAACAAAUUGUCAUUCAUCUUCCAUCUAAAGGAUCCAGUUGGUAGUAGUGUCAUAUCCAUCUUUACUGCAUUAUGGUCAGAGCAGGUCUUUGGGCAGAUUUCCACUUUUCUGACCUUAGGUGCCAGGCCUCUGGAAAUCCAUAUUUGGUCGAUUCUUGUCCAGGUCAGUUGGGCUUCAGAAAAGAAUGUUCCUUCUCUACCUAGUGGGUUCUUUGUCCUCCAAAUGUCAAUCAAAUCCAUAUUGUCAGUCAUUUCAAAAAAGUUUUAGGUAGUCUGCCGUCUUUUGUAACAUUUUGACUUUGUGACUUGUCCAUGUUAGUUGACACGACCCCGUUCAUGUCUCCCAUCAUUAUGAUGUUGUUGUAAUCCAGAUAUUCCAGCAUUGUCCCCUGCAGCUUCUUGUAAAAUUCCGAUUUCCCUUCAUUAGGUGCAUAGAUUCCUAAUAUCAACAGUUUCUCUCCUUGAUAUUGUAUCUCAAUGGCCAAAAUUCUUCCAUGUUCAUCUUUAAAUAAGAAUUUAGGUGACAGGCACUCUUUGCAUAUAUCACCACGCCUCUCUUCUUAACUUUGUCCGACGAAACAAAUUCCUGGCCCAAUCUUUUAUUUAUUAACACUUUUCUGUGGAGCCUCGUCACAUGUGUUUCUUGUAAACAGAUAAUGUCCAAUUGUUCUUUUUUAAUAUAUGAAAUAUUUUCUUCCUUUUUCCGGAAUGUUACAACCAUUAAUGUUCCAACUCAGCAAUUGCAGAGACAUCCUGGAUCUAUCUGGUUAUUUCUCCAGGGGUGGUGUCUUCUCUGGAUCUUCAGGUUCCCCAGGUGCUGGUGUUAAUGCUGGCUUUGCCCCAGGCCCAGAAGGUAAUUCAAUUCCUUUUUGAAGGUCCUCUCCGUAUGUAGCCAAAAAUUUGUCUCUCUCUUCCAAUGUUCUAACUUUGACCUUUCUCCCUUUAAAGGUAAAAGAUAUUCCUUGGGAAAUUCCCACCUGAAUGGAAUUGCGUUGCUCCUUAGUAGUUUAGCAAGUUCAGAAUAGGCGGCUCUAAGAUCCAGCAGUUGUCUUGGAAUAUCUUUAUAAAUUUCAAUUCUUCUGUCCAAAACCUCCAGUGACUUUCCGUAAUGUAGGCCCAAAAUCUUAUCCCUUUCCUCCUUUGAUCUCAAUGUAAUCAAACAGUCUCUGGGCCUCUCCUUCUUUAUGAAUCUUCCAAGUCUGAAAGCCGACACAAUUUUAAAAUCCUUUUCUUCCAAAUUCCAGAACUUGGAAAAUUCUUUGGUCAAAAACUCAGUUAAAUUUCCUUCUUCUGCCUCUUGUAAUGAUCUAAUCCUCAAAUUAUUCUCACGAUUUCGCAGUUCUAUCAUGGAAAGAUAAGUCUGAUGUUCCCCAACUUGUUUGGUGAGUGGUCUUACCUCUUGCUCUAAAUUUUCCAAUUUUUGUCUAGUAUCCUCAGCCAAUUUCCGAUUUUCUGCUGAGGCCUCCGUUAACUGUCCAAUUGCUUGUGUAUUCUGUACAACUUGUAUAGUUAAUUUAUUUAGACAUUCUGUAUUUUUGUCAAUCUUUGCUGAUUGCGCAUCUACUUUCUUGUCCAAAGCUUCCAAUUUUUCAAAGAUUUUGUCUAGAACAGAAACAGAUACUCCUGAGGCCAUAUCUUCCAAUUGUAACUGCUCUGCUUCACCCUCUCCCUCUUUUGCCUGUGGCAAGGCAACUUCUUCAAGUUCUACUUCUGAGGGCAAAGUAGGUACAGAUGAUCUACGUGUCUGCGAGGCUGAGGUUAGAGUUGUUAAAGUUGUUUGUCUAACUCUCCCUCUUUUCCUUGUGCCACUCAUUCCAACGUUGUCUAUCAGUCAAGGUCACACUGAGUUUUUCCCAUGGGAAUAGAAAGGCCCAGAGCAAGCAAACAACAAGGGAAUCGAAAGUAAAUGUAAAUGUAAAGUCACUGUUUUAGUCCAAUCCUCUAGAGGGAGCUUAAAAUGUCUUUCAGAGUCUAAUUUAAUGUCCAAGAACCUUCAAAUAUAAAUAUUUAGCAGAGUUUAUAAGUAGUCACUUUGUUACAGACAGUGCUUAUUUAUCUCCAAAAAGAAUGUUUCAAAUUUAAAAGUCUCAAUACCCUCAGAUUGUUGCAAGUUCCAAUAUACAGUAUCCAAAUCUGCAAUACUGACAGCUCAAUUUCUCAAUGCUCAGGCAGCUCCUGACUCUGGGUUUCACCUUCUAAUUUGUAAUCCAAUAAAAGGGGGAAAGUCAAGUGCAAGUUAAGAUUCCAAGUCUUUAGCUUAAAGUCUUUACUUUAAAUUGCAAGUUCAGUAGAUGCUUAGAUCUGUAGAGUUUAAAAUCUCUUCCUUUCAGCCUCCACUCCUCCAACUUAGUUGCUUUUUUCAAGUUCAAUGGCUGCGGAAGACGGACUUCCUGUUUCCACGUCUCUCCGCUUUCAGCCAAGUUCAAGCCAAUUUAAGGUUUUUCAUUUAAAGUCUCUAAUUUCAAGUGAUUCAGUCUUUACUCACGAGUAAGUUGCUUUUCGUCCGAAUGAUAGCUUUUAAUGUGGCCACCUUGGGAGGAGCUCCCAUUAUAUUGGGGAUGAGCUGGCUAGCGUUACAUGAUCCGCUGGUGGGCUGGCAUCAGAGAGUGGUUUCUUUUGGUUCAGCACAUUGCUUAGAACACUGCAAAGAGGGAAAGGGUUUGGCAGGGGUCCAAGCCACCCUAGCAGGGACUGAAGUAACAGAGAACGUGAAGGUACCACGACAAUAUGCAGAUCUCCGUGACGUCUUCAGCGAAGGGAAGCUGACCAACUACCCCCGCAUAGACCCUUUGACUGUCAAAUCAACUUACUCCCUGGAGCACAGCUCCCGGUAGGCAAGCUGUACGCCAUGUCAGACAGAGAGAUGCAGGAGUUAAGAGAGUUCAUUGACAAGAACCUGAAGAGAGGGUUCAUCAGAGAGUCCAGGGCGGUGGGGGGCAGCCCAGUGUUUUUUUGUGGAUAAGAAAAACACGAACAAGCCGAGGCUGGUGUGUGACUUCAGGGCCUUAAAUGCAGUGUCAGAACCAGUAGCCUUCCCUAUGCCCAGGAUUGACGACAUUUUGACAAGGGUGCGGAAGGGAAAGAUUUUUACAAAGCUGGACCUAAGGGGGGCGUACAACCUGGUACGAAUAAGGAAGGGGGAUGAAUGGAAAACCACUAUGUUCACCCCUUUAGGGGCAUUUGAAUAUUUGGUUAUGCCCUUCGGCCUCCAAGCAGGCUCCGCAACCUUUCAAUCGUUUAUGAACCACGUCCUGGGGCCUUUGCUUUACAAGAAUUGUGUGGCCUUUUAGACGACGUGUUGGUGUAUUCUGAGAAUGAGGAGCAGCAUGUGAGAGACGUCAGAGAAGUGUUGAGCAGGCUGCAAGCCAACCAGCUGUGGGUGAAACUGGAGAAGUGUCAGUUUCAUACCAAGGAGGUGGAAUUCCUGGGGUAUCGCCUGUCAGACAAGGGAUUGGCCAUGGAUCCCGGCAAGGUCCAGGCUGUGCUGGAAUGGAAAGCACCCAAAACAAAGAAGGAUGUGCAGAGGUUCCUAGGAUUUGGGAACUUCUAUCGUAAGUUCAUCCGAAACUUUGCCCACCUGACGGCGCCCAUUACGGACUGUCUCAGCAGUAGAAGAAGUUCGUGUGGACUGAGGAGGCGGAGCGAGCAUUUGAGGAACUAAAAAGGUCCUUCGCCUCGGAACAACAACUCCUGCAUGUGGAUUUACAAAAACCGAUGAGAGUGGAAACUGACGCAUCAGACACAGCGAUUGGGGCGGUGCUUCUGCAGCCAGGCAAGAAGGGGUCAGAGUGGAGACCGUGUGCCUUUUUUUCGCGAAAGCUGAACAAAUCCGAGAGGAACUACACGGUGUAUGACCGAGAACUACUAGCCAUUCAUGAGGCGUUCCGGAGAUGGAGGCACCUGCUAAUUGGCGCACAACAUAAGGUGCAAGUGUGCACUGACCACAAGAACCUAGAGUAUUGGAGGACGGCACGAGUGCUCAACCAACGGCAAGUGAGAUGGGCCCAGGAGUUCUCCAAAUUUAACUUUGAGAUUAGUUACGUGCCAGGCCCAGAGAACAUUAGGGCGGACGCUCUCUCACGCAAACCUGAAUAUUUGGAGGGAGGGGCACCGAAGAGAGACAUGUCAUUCCAGAAGACCGCUGGGUGUGUGGGGCGGCAUUGGUGGGACAAAGAGAACUGGUAGAGGAAACAGAGAAUGAUGAAUACGCCCAGAAUAAGCUCAGAGGUCUUAGGGGUGAUGGAGAGGAACCAGGGGUUUCGAGGAAAGAAAUGGAGCUUUGUAUUACAAAGGGGCACUGUAUAUCCCUGAAGGAGAGUUAAGGGGAGGGUACUCAAGCAGUUGCACGACAGCCCUACGGCGGGGCAUUUUGGACAACACAAAACCAUGUGGUUGGUCACCAGGGAAUUUUGGUGGCCUAAGGUGAGGGAAGAUGUACGUGAGUAUGUAAGAGGGUGCGAGCAAUGCCAGCGAGCCAAAGGGGAAAGGCGGGCGCCAGCGGGGCUGUUAGAACCCUUACCAACCCCAGAACGACCUUGGGAGGCAGUGUCGAUAGAUUUUAUGACUGAUCUGCCGAAGUCCAAAGGGAAAACAGCCAUCAUGGUGGUGGUAGACCUACUAACAAAGAUGUGCCACUUUGUAGCUUGCUCGCAUGCAGUCACGGCGGAAGAGACAGCGAAGUUAUUUGUAGAAAACAUUUUUAGGUUGCACGGGGUGCCAUUGAGGGUGGUCUCAGACCGAGGAAAACAAUUUACUUCCAGGUUCUGGAGGAAGCUCAUGAGCUUACUGCAGGUGGAGGUCAAUUUUUCGACUGCCCGGCACCCUGAAACCAACGGGCAGGCGGAAAGAGCAAACGGUGUCCUCCAGCAAUACCUGAGGUGUUAUGUCAAUGACAGAGAGAAUGACUGGGUAGAAAAGUUGGCGCUGGCGGAAUUUGCCUACAACAAUGCCGAGAAUGUGUCCACAGGGAUGAGCCCCUUCUUGGCUAAUUAUGGGUGUCAUCCCAGGGCUUUCCCAGGGGGAGAGGGGGAGAGAUGGAGCGUCCCGGCAGCCGAGCAUUUUGUGGAAGAAAUGGAAGCAAUCCAUCGUCAGCUCCAACUCAACUUAGAAAGGGCGAAGGAAGAAUACAAGAGGCAGGCAGACAAGAACCGAAGGGAAGGUGAAACCAUAAGGGUGGGAGAUAGGGUGUGGCUGUCAACCCAAGGGUUGCCGUUCAAAGGAGGUUGUAAGAAAUUAAGACCCAGGAGGUUGGGUCCCUUUGAGGUCAUUCAACAGGUCAACCCAGUGGCUUUCAGGCUCCGGUUACCCAACCACAUGAAACUGCACCCAGUAUUUCACAGGUCGUUACUGUCACCGUACGGAGGGGGACGAGAAGGGCUGGCCACUCGGGGACCGGUCGUAGAAGAAAGAGAAUGCAGCAGCCAUGUGGCAGAAAUCCUCGACGCCAGGUGGAAGGGGGAUCAGGUGGAGUAUUUGGUAGCGUGGGAAGGAGAACCGGAGUCAGAAAACACUUGGGUAAUGGCUGAAGAUAUCAAUGACGAGGUAUUGAUAGAAACGUUCCAUCAAAGGUUCCCAAGGAAACCUCAGCCUGUAGAGAGGUUCCGGAGGGAAUACUUUGGGACCACUGAUGAAGGGGAGGAGUUGGAAGGAUUCCCGGACUCGGAAGGGGAAGGGGAGAUGGACUCUGAGGAGGAGGUGUACUUCGAGACCAGGAACCGCAACAGGUUGAGAGAAGUGUUCGAGACAUCGGAAGAUGAAGGAAGUUCAUUCCGGGGUUUUGCCUCCUCACCGCCCGUAGAGGAGGGGGCGAGAGGGGGUGAAGGGGGCCCUGGAGGGGAGGUGGAUGUCAGGGAACUGCCAUCGGACGGAAGGGAGGUGAAAGGGCUCACACAGGUUGGGAGAGACGCAGCAGCUGAAGAGGAAACCAACAGGGAGGUGAAAGGGCUCACACAGGUUGGGAGAGACGCAGCAGCUGAUGAGGGAACCAGCAGGGGAGAGGAGCUGAGCUGGAGGGAUGGCUCAGAGACACUUCCAGCGAAAACAGUGGAGAGGUUUCAGGACCUCCUGUAAGAACACCCACUCCUCGCCGGAAACUGUCACGCAGAGAUUCCAGAAGACGUGUUUCCGUUAAGGAGCUUUUAUGUUGGAAGCGAUUACGAAAGCAACCACUGUCGGAAUCUGCUAGUGACUAGAGUAGCCAUGUCUGAGGGGCUCUGUCACAGACAGAGGUUUGUGGACUUGAACAAACUCUGAGGGGAUACGAUUUUACGCACAAGCAGCUCAUCAUCCCAUCACAUCAAUGAAAUUUUUUUUUGUGGUAUAGCAUGUCUAAAUGUUUUUUUAAAUAUUGUUAAGUUGCUUUGAGACUUUGGGGGGGAGGGUAGUAAGCAAUGAAUUAUUAAUGCCAUAGUUCAAUUGGUGUGUGCUUUUGUUAUUUGCUUUACGUUCUGUCCUUCACCCUGGUCAGGCAGUCGAUAAUAAAAGUAGUAAUAAUUGUUACUAAACAUAAAGUUCUAUAAAUGCAGCCUAAUUGCAAAAAACUUACAAGAGCAGCAUAAAAACCAACCACUGGAGGAAAAGAACAUGUUUAAAAAGCCUGGGGAAAUAGGGAAUAUUGAGGGGGGUGCAAGGAACACCUUUAACACUUGAAACGAGUGAUAUAAAUUCUGUUGAUUAGUUGAAAUGAAGUCACCCAAUUAGAAAUGUUUCAGCCUGCAGUCCAGUUAACUAGUCACAUCUAACUCUGGGCUACCUAUUUGAGAAUGCCCAUAGUUCAGUGAUAGUGCAUCUGCUGCCUGAAACUCUGAAAAGCUGCUGCCAGCCAGUGUGGGCCACCCUGAGCUAAAUGUCCCAACGGACGUUGGACACAGUCAUUGUCGUCUUCUUUGGCGAUACCUGUAGCUGAGUAAGAUUGUCUUCCAUAAACACGGUUUUAACAGUGGGACCGUAAGUGACUCUGGAGGCCGAUUCUGGAUCCACGCGUCCUUCCACAGCGGUGACAUAGGUUUCUGGGCGGGAGUUGAUCACGGUGGGGAUUUGCCAAGCGUGCCUUCCUCUUAGCAUGUAUCUCCCUUUCGUCCUGAGUUCGAGUGUCUUCAAAGCCCAUGACACCUUUGGUAAAGGCUGUUCUCCAAUUGGAGCGCUGGCAGGCCACUUUUUCCCUGUUAUCGGUGUUUAUACUACAUUUUUAAAGAUUUGCCUCAAGAGAGAGUCUUUAAACCUCUUUUGUUGACCACCAUUUUUAAGUUUGGAAUAGGGUAGUUGCUUUGGAAGAUGAUAAUCAGUCAUUGGUACAACAUGACCAGUCCAACGAAGUUGGUGUUGACGAAUUAUUGCUUCGACACUGGUGAUCUUUGCUUCUUCCAGUACACUGGCAUUAGUUCGCCUGUCUUCCCAAGUAAUGUGUAAUUUUUUCGGAGACACUGUUUAUGGAGUUGUUCAAGGAGUUGGAGAUGGCGUUUAUAAGCGGUUCGUGUUUCACAGCAUGACAUUUUACUGUGUUUCUACACGCGGUUGGCACUGUGGGUUAAACUACAGACCCUAGGACUUGCCGAUCGGAAGGUCAGCGGUUCAAAUCCCCACGACGGGGUGAGCUCCCGUCGCUCGGUCCCUGCUCCUGCCUACCUAGCAGUCUGAACGCACGUCAAAGUGCAAGUAGAUAAAUAGGUACCUCUCCGGCGGGAAGGUAAACAGCGUUUCCGUGCACUGCUCUGGUUCGCCAGAAGCGGCUUAGUCAUGCUGGCCACAUGACCCGGAAGCUGUACACCGGCUCCCUCGGCCAGUAAAGCGAGAUGAGCGCCGCAACCCCAGAGUCGGUCAUGACUGGACCUAAUGGUCAGGGGUCCCUUUACAUUUACCUUCCACCUUUGGGGGAAAGGUGUGCAUGCAGGAGGUCCCUGGCACCUCUAGGCCGGGCGAGAAAAGACUGCAUGCAUGAGACCUCCCAGUCAGUGCCAACAGUACUGAGCUCAGUAGCCCAAUGGGUCUCACUGGGUCUAAGGCAGCUUCUUCUGUCCCUGUAUCCAUUUCCUCCUCAUGCAAAGGUCUACGACAUCAUCAAGAAGGAGAAGCGGCGGCAGCGGCUUGGCUUGGAGCUGAUUGCGUCGGAGAACUUCGCCAGCCGGGCGGUUCUGGAGGCCCUGGGCUCCUGCAUGAACAACAAAUAUUCGGAGGGAUACCCGGGACAAAGGUAGGGGCCAGAUGACUUGGGCUCCAGGCCCGGCUGAGAUUCUUUCCCCCCAUGCCAAGCAAACUUGUCUGUGUCUCAUUGUUGAUAAAGGCUUCCAGUGACAGGUUGUCAGGAGCGAGCCGGCAGUAAAUCACACAAUCUGCACAGACCUGGCUGAGUGUCAGGCCCAAGGAGCGCAGCAACUCAUCCCUGGUAGGUCUUGCCCCACGGAUCGGUUGCUGAGACUAAAAGUCCACAGCCAUCUGAGUCUCCUCUUUCCCAGGGCUUUCCCCAAGCAAUCUGAGACUGUGCCUGCAUACAGCCAGCCUCUCCUCCACCCUUUUUCAUGCCUCUUCUGGUUCCAGGAGACGAGGGGGGCAGGGGAGCUUUUCGCAGUAGGAGGGGGAGGCAUCCUUGAUUCUUCACCAGCUUGACUCCUCUCAGCCUCUUGAUCUCCCUCCUCCCCUGCUUCAGCUUCUAGCACUGAUUCUGCACUUCCCUCUGCCACAGACUCGCCCUGCUCACUAAGCCCUGUUACCUCUUCUCCCGCUUCCUUGUCCCACCACCAGUCUUCAGGCUCUGAGCCUUCGUCCCUUGGGGGUUCCUCGGCUGGUUCUUCCCACCAUUCCUCUGCACCCAACCAGUCAGUGACACGGGUUGUGAUGACCUUGCCUUGCUCUCAAUAGCUCUUAACUCCACCCCAUGGCACCCAGUUUAUGUCUGUUGCCAAUCGUAUGAUGCACCUCCAGCGAGAAUAGAGAUUAUAAGCCAGUGUUGCGGUUAUGAAAACGGAGAUGUGCACACAAAACUUUCCUUCUCCUUCCUUGUUUUAGGUACUAUGGUGGGACGGAGUUUGUGGAUGAGCUGGAGAGGCUGUGUCAGAAAAGAGCCUUGGAGGCUUAUGGGCUGGACCCACAGAAGUGGGGAGUCAAUGUUCAGCCCUACUCAGGUAUUCCUAUCAUCUAACUGGUAAUGGAGGGCUGUGGAGAGGGCUGGUUCCUCUGUGGGAAUCUAGUGAUAUAAGCUGUAAGCCAGGCUUCCUCAACCUCGGCCCUCCAGAUGUUUUGAGACUACAGUUCCCAUCAUCCCUGACCACUGGUCCUGCUAGCUAGGGAUUAUGGGAGUUGUAGGCCACAAAAAUCUGGAAGGCCGAGGUUGAGGAAGCCUGCUGUAAGCUCCUUGGAUCAGAGGCCUGGCCUCUCCCUCUAUAAAGCACUGUGUGUACAUGGAUGUCUUUGCUGGGUUCCCAAUUCCUAUCAGUCCCAGCCAGAGUAGUCAAUGGUUGAGGGAUGCAGAAACAUCUGGAGCAGGGACAACCAAUGGGGUGUUCUCCAUCAACCCGAUCAUUGGUCAUGCUGACGGGAACUGUAGCCCAUUAUAUUUAGAAAGCAGUAUGCUAUAAUAAUAAUAAUAAUAAUAAUAAUAAUAAUAAUAGUAUUUAUACAUACAGACAUACAGACAUACAUACAACCCUGCUCAUCUGGUUGGGUUUCCCCAGCCACUCUGGGUGGCUCCCUACAGAAUAUUAAAAACACGAUAAAACUAGCUGAAGAAGUGUGCAUGGACAUGAAAGCUCAUACCAAUAACUAACUUAGUUGGUCUCUAAGGUGCUACUGGAAGGAGUUUUUUUAUUUUAUUUUAUUUAUUUUGUUUUGUUUUGACUACGCCAGACCAACACUGCUACCACCUGUAACGAUAAAACAUCAAACAUUAAAAACUUCCCUAAACAAGGCUGCCUUCAGAUGUCUUCUAAAAGUCAGAGAGUUGUUUAUUUCCUUGACAUCUGACGGGAGGGCGUUCCACAGGGCAGGCACCACCACUGAGAAGGCCCUCUGCCUGGUUCCCUGCAACCUCACUUCACACAGUGAGGGAACUGCCAGAAAGCCCUCGGAGCAGGACCUCAGAACAUAUGCUAGGAUAUGUUCAGGCUUUCUUUCCCCCCACCCUUCUCAUUUUCAGGGUCUCCAGCGAACUUUGCAGUAUACACAGCCCUCGUAGAGCCCCACGGAAGGAUCAUGGGCUUGGAUUUGCCAGAUGGAGGCCACCUGACCCACGGCUUCAUGACGGACAAGAAGAAGAUCUCGGCCACCUCCAUCUUCUUUGAGUCCAUGCCUUACAAGGUGAGCCUCGUUCUGUGUCGAGGGAUCUCUGUCCUUCUUCUGAAUGCAGCAGUUUGUUGGGUCUUUUUCUUCUUUGGCGAUCUCUCGUAGUCGAGUAAGAUUGUCUUCCAUAAACACGGUUUUAACAAUGGGUCCGUAAGUGACUGUGGAGGCCGCUUCUGGAUCCACACGUCCUUCCACAGUGGGGACAUAGGUUUCCGGGCAGGAGUUGAUCACGGUGUGGAUUUGCCAAGCGUGCCUUUCUCUUAGCACAUUUCUCCCUUGCGUCCUGAGUUCGAGUGUCUUCUAAGCCCAUGACACCUUUGGUAAAGGCUGUUCUCCAACUAGAGUGCUCACAGGCCACUGUUUCCCAGUUGUUGGUGUUUAUACUACAUUUUUUCAGAUUUGCCUUGAGAGAGUCUUUGAACGUCUUUUGUUGACCACCAGCAUUAAUAAGAAUAAUAAAAAAAUAUUUAUAUCCCGCCCUCCCCAGCCAAAGCCGGGCUCAGAGUGGCUAACAACAAUAAAAGUAACACAGUUUACAUAAAAUCACAAUCAAUUAAUUGAAAUGCAUUCUAAAAUCAAUUCAAAAUCAAAUUAAUGGCAACCACUGGGCUAGAGUUCUGUGAGGAUUACCGAAGGAGGGGGUCAGACUGUGCCUUGGCCAAAGGCCUGGUGGAACAGCUCUGUCUUGCAGGCCCUGCGGAAAGAUGUCAAGUCCCGCAGGGCCCUAGUCUCUUGUGACAGAGCGUUCCACCAGAUCGGGGCCAUGGCCGAAAAAGCCCUGGCUCUGGUUGAGACCAGCCUAACCUCUCUGUGGCCGGGGACCUCCAAGAUGUUUUUGUUUGAAGACCCUAGGUCCUCUGUGGGACAUACCAGGAGAGGCGGUCCUGUAGGUACGAGGGUCCUAGGCCGUAUACGCUUUCCAUUUUUAAGUGUGUGGUGGUUGAGCACUUGGCUGCCUAAGAAUGCGUUCAGAAGUUUAUUUGCCGCAGCUCUUCCUUGGCACGUUAUCCUGGUAGCCAAUUCAGCUUGUAGUUGUGUAAUGAGAGGUGUGAGGCACCAAGUAUGAGCCAGCCCCUCGCCUUGUAGAUGCAAGCUUGAGAACUUUCUGCUUGGACCCUUCCUUGAUGCCUGCUGGUGUCUCUGUUUCCAAUCUCCUCUUCUGGUGUCUACCGCGGUGUGCCCACCCCCAGGCAACACCAGAAGCUGGAGGAGCUGCUCCUGUUGAACUGUUCUUCUUGGUCCUCCUUCUCACCAGGUCAACCCUGAAACUGGCUACAUCGACUAUGACAGGCUGGAGGAGAAUGCCCGCUUGUUCCACCCAAAGCUGAUCAUCGCAGGUAAGACGAUUGGUGGAGAUGUAUCCUUACUAACGUUCUGUAAUCGCCAACAACCCCCCUACUACCCCAGGGCCAGGGCCUUCUCAGUGAUGGCUCCGACCUGGUGGAAUGCUCUGUCCCAUGAGACCAGGGCCCUGCAGGAUUUAACUUCCUUCCACAGGGCCUGUAAGACAGAGCUAUUCCGCCUGGCUUUCAACUUGAACUUAGCCUGAUCUUUUAUUCCCCUUCCUUCCCUCCCCCUACCCUUUUUAUAAAGAUUACCCGCUCUGGGACCCCACAGCUAAUUCUCCCCUGGUCUCCUCGCUGGCCCAAGUAGGACUAACCCUGGUGAUCAUCUAAUGCUUAUUGGAUGGAUUUUCCCCCUAAAUUGAUUUUUGAAUUCUGAAUUUAUUGUUAUUCACGUUUUAUACUGUAUUUUAUGCUGUUUUUUGUUGCAUCAAUUAAGUGUUUUAAAUUUCCCAGCUGGUCUUGGGCAUUCUGAAUGGUCUCUUCUCUCCUAGGGGUCAGCUGCUAUUCGCGGAACCUGGACUACGCUCGCAUGAGGAAGAUUGCCGAUGAGAACGGGGCAUACCUGAUGGCUGACAUGGCUCACAUCAGCGGCUUGGUGGCCGCCGGCGUGGUGCCGUCCCCCUUCGAGCACUGCGACGUGGUCUCGACCACGACGCACAAAACCCUGCGGGGGUGCCGGGCAGGCAUGAUUUUCUUCCGGAAAGGUGAGGGUUGCGGCGUAGAACAACUGCCUGUUUUUUCCAGGAAGGGGGUGAACUUAGGGGUGGGCAGUCAGGGACCACUGCAUCAGGAAAUGGAUGGUUGGGCGCUGAAGUGCCAGUGGACAGUGCCAGAGAUCACCGGUGCUAUUUACACUCCCUUCAGUGCUUAUUCACCGGCAACCUCAAUUGUGAUGGGGAGAAAGGUGCUGCUAAGACUUAAUAUAGGCAGCUAGGUAAAGGUAAAGGGACCCCUGAACAUUAGGUCCAGUCGCGGACGACUCUGGGGUUGCGGCGCUCAUCUCGCUUUAUUGGCCGAGGGAGCCGGCGUACAGCUUCCGGGUCAUGUGGCCAGCAUGACUAAGCCGCUUCUGGCGAACAAGAGCAGCACACGGAAACGCCGUUUACCUUCCCGCCGGAGCGGUACCUAUUUAUCUACUUGCACUUUGACGUGCUUUCAGACUGCUAGGUAGGCAGGAGCAGGGACCGAGUAACGGGAGCUCACUCUGUCGCGGGGAUUUGAACUGCCGACCUGAUCGGCAAGUCCUAAGUUCUGUGGUUUAACCCACAGCGCCACCCACAUCCUAAUAUAGGCAGCUAAGAAUAAAUAAAUUUGUUCUCCAAGCCAACUUCAUUUGGCCCUUCUCAUAUCCCCAAGUAAUGCUAAUUCUGUCAAUUCUUAUUUUGUAAUUAAGUAAAUUUCUGGGAACUCUAUAUAUAGUCGUACCUUGGUUCUCGAAUGGCAUCCAUUCCAGAAGUCUGUUCGAAAACCAAAGCGCGGCUUCUGAUUGGCUGCAGGAGCUUCCUGUACUCAAGCGGAAGCUGCGUCAGACGUUUAGGUUCCAAAAAACGUUCGCAAACCGGAACACUCAUUUCCGGGUUUGCGGCCUUCAGGAGCCCAAACGUUCAAGUCACAAGACAUCUCAAUAACUAAGGUACGACUGUAAUGGUUUUAUUAUACAGUGGUACCUCGGGUUACAUACGCUUCAGGUUACACACGCUUCAGGUUACAGACUCUGCUAACCCAGAAAUAGUGCUUCAGGUUAAGAACUUUGCUUCAGGAGGAGAACAGUAAUCGGGGUUCCGGUGGCGUGGCAGCAGCAGGAGGCCCCAUUAGCUAAAGUGGUGCUUCAGGUUAAGAAAAGUUUCAGGUUAAGUACGGACCUCCUGAACGAAUUAAGUACUUAACCCGAGGUACCACUGUAUGUAUGUAUGUAUGUAUGUAUGUAUGUAUGUAUUUAUUUAUUUAUUUACUUAUUUACUUACUUAUUUAUUUAUUUAUUGCAUUCAUAGACCAGCUUUUUGUCCAUGGUUCAUUUAAUCCACACACAACAACGCUGUGAGGUAGGUUAGGCUGAGAGGCAGCGACUGUCCCAAGGUUGCCCAGUGAGCUUCAUGGCCGAGUCAGGAUUCGAACCCUGGUCUCCCAGUCCAAAUCUGACGCACCAACCACUACACCACCACUGAAGUCCUUUUGUACUGAGAGACACCAUUACUCUGCCUCCCCAGGUGCUUUCUACUCAAAUGGGGAGAAGUUCCCCCAUUGCCUGCUUGCCUGCGCUUUUAACUGGUGACACCGGGAAUCACACACGGGACCUUCGGCACUCCAAGCGGGUGCUCUGCCGCUGAGCCGCAACCUCUCUCAGUAGCUGAUUGCGUUUGGAGUUGAGUGUUUGGCUCUAGGUGACUGCAGAGUUGAAGCCAAGGGGAAGGAUUAGCCUAGAGCAGCAGUAGCAGCACCCCAAAAGCUCCUGCCCCAAAUUGCCCUCCUCCUUUCUGUUCUCCCUAGGUGCCCGCAGCGUGGAUCCGAAAACGGGGAAAGAAAUCCCGUACAACUAUGAAAGCCUGAUCAACCAAGCAGUGUUUCCUGGGCUACAGGGAGGGCCACACAACCACGCUAUUGCAGGUGAGGCAGGCUCUCUAAAACAGGGAGACUGGAGGUAGACUGCUAGCUCUAUGAGCAGGGUGGAUAAAAAUCAAUGAUUUAAUUUUUUUAAAAAUAAUUUAAAACGGAUUUUUUUAAAUUUAAAUCAGAUUUUUUAAAUUUAAAUCAGAUUUUUAAAAUAAAAUGCUUUUGGAGGAAAGAUCUUUCUAAAGGUAGUUUUCUAUUUAAGUUACAUUAUAGUCCAAAGGCUAUUCAUCAGCAAAUAAGGAUUUGUUUAAAGUUUUUCAUAUGUGCUAAAACUCAGUCUAAAUUAGUUUGACACAUAUGCUAUAAUGUUAUUGCUUUAGUUAAAUAAACUAUUUAAAUUGUUAUUAAGGAAAUGAUUAUUUUUCUCCUGCCAAUAAAGUACAGCAGAAAAGUUGUCAAAAUAUAGUUAACUUACUAAACAUCACAAUAAUUUCAUAAUUACCUGUCUAUGUAUUUCUAAUAGAAUAACCAAAUCAGUAGUUUUGAUAUAACUGUAAAAACUACUCUGAAAAUUUAUUAUUCCAAAAACGAAACCUUCCUCUCGUUGUAAAUAUUAAGAUUAUACCAGCAAGAAUGAGUUUUCAGGGUGUGUGUGAUGAUUUAAAUCAAGUCUUACUGACUAGUGAUUUAAAUUGUGAUUUAAAUCAAAUCCAACCUGUCUAUGAGUGAUCUGUGAUAGAUCUGGCGGAAGGGUAACAAGGAGGGAGGGACGGGGGUUUCAGAAUCUGGGAGCAGCCACCGAAAAGGCCCAAGAAGAUGGAGGUGUUUGAUGAGACAUCUUUCUCCGUUCCACACACCCCUGCCCACCUCCUCUCUUCUUUUUUGUCCAGGAAUUGCGGUAGCUCUGAAGCAAGCCAUGACUCCGGAAUUCAGAGCUUACCAGAGGCAGGUCGUCGCCAACUGCAAGGCCUUAUCCAACGCCCUUGUUGGCUUGGGAUAUCACAUUGUUACGGGUAAGGAACAGCUAGGACACAAAACACACAAACACACACACACACACACACACAGACAGAGAACGAGUCGGCCCUGUCAGGAAGAAACAUUACGGACAGAAUAAUUGCCACACACAGAAAGAACCAAGGAGUUAGAAUGCUUCACCUGUAGUUGUAUACAUCAUUUAAUGCGGCGAUACGAAGGGAAGGUGUUAAUAUAAGGGAUUGUUAUGAUAUAAGGGGUUGUUAUUUUUACUGGAGCGUAAUUGAAAUUUCUAAUGAAAUUUUGGAAUGCAGAAAUAAAGUAAAUCACCAAACCAUCAAUUCUAGCACGGGGUGUGGGGGGUGGGACGGGACAGGGACCUAAAUUGUAUAAUUUGGCAUCUCAAUGACUGAUAUUUCUCAGUGCUUUUUUUCUUAAAAAAAGGUGUUUAAGGGUGCUUUCAUUUUCCUACUCAUAUUGAAAUACUGCCCCUUAAUGAGGGCACACUUAGAUUCACAAAAUGUUUAGGGGUAUGUGUGCCCCUGUCAGGAGUUCAGCCUACACUCGAGUAGGACCCUGGCAGAGACACAUGCCCAGCUGGCAUGUUCCCUCCCUCCUGGUUGAUCGUUUGGGAGCUUCAAAAGCUUUCUUCUGCCCGAACAUCACAGCAACAGAUGCCAACAGACACCGACACACUUAGGGAUCCUCAGAGUUUGCGCAUCAUGUGUGACAGACCUCAACAACUCAGCAUUUUGGCUAAUCUACUUUAUUUACAUAUAAACACACACGGAGCACUGCAACAUGGCUCCCUCUCUCUCUAGCAUCAGACAGCAAAGAGAAAAAGAACAAGGACAAUAGUCCCACUUCACGGAACACAGUAACACAAACAUCCUGUCUCCGUCACUUCCCACUUUGUGGAGUCAAAACAUACCACGUCAUGUGAAAGACAACAAUCCCAUGACUGCAAUCAUGGAGCAGGAAUUCUAACAGCCCCUGCAUACCCCCAGAAAACAAAAGUACUGGUAUUACUAAUUGUAUUAUAAUUUGGCAUUGUUAUAAUGAGGCUGUUAUUGGAUUGUUGUAAUUGAAAACUAGUAAAAAUUACUAUUGAAAGGAAGAAAGAGAACAAGAAAGAGUCAGCCCUGCUUUCCCUUACAAGCAAGGCUGUGAGUGUGAACCUCUGCCCCUUUAUUAAUAUCUGGUGUUGCUUCCAGAUAAAUUGGCUGGAGGCAUUUGCAAGGUUAUAUCUGGGGACAGAGUCUGCAAGUUCAUCACCUCUGCUUUAGAGAACGUAGCUUGGAUCGUACCCUUGAGCUGCCAGAUAACAGUUUUGUUUUGCUCCAUGGGAUGCCUGGGGGUGGGGCUGAUAUCUCAGUCCCAGAAGCUAAAAGCCUCUUAUUUUAUUUAUUCAUUACACUUUAUAUACCACCGUUCUACCCCCUUCUAGGAGCUCAAGGUGGUAUACGUCGUUCUCCCCUUCCUCAUUUAAUCCGUACAACAACCCUGCGCGGUAGGUUAGGCCAAGAGGCAGCGACUGGCCCGAGGUCACCAAGUGACUGUGGCCAGCCAAGCAGGGAGGAUUUGAACCCUGGUCUCCCAGGUCCUAGCCCAACGCUCUAAACUUCUGCACCAUACUGGCUAGCAAAACACUUGCUAGAGAGAGCAAGUUUCAAGUCUCAAGAAGCCAAGGGGUGGAGAUUCAGCCCAGGUCCAAAAGAUGUUCCAAAGUCUAGGCCAGGCAAGAGCCUAAGGUGAAGGGCACAGGUUGUUUUAGCGGCCGGGGAUGAUGUAAUUUACCGUAUUUUUUGCUCCAUAAGACUCACUUUUUCCCUCCUAAAAAGUAAGGGGAAAUGUGUGUGCGUCUUAUGGAGCAAAUGCAGGCUGCGCGGCUAUCCCAGAAGCCAGAAGCGAGGAUCAAGUGCAGCGACUCGCUUGCGUUCAGUGAAAGCAGCGAUCCGUCUUCAGGGCUGUUCUGACGUUCACUUGCCCUGGAGAGGCACUGCAUAGCUUAUCAGCUGCUGCUUCACUUUCUCUUGCAGCAAUCAUGCUGGGAGGACGCAUACUGGAGAAGCGCUGCGCAGAGAGGGAGAGAAUAUUUUUUUUCUUGUUUUCCUCCUCUAAAACUAGGUGCGUCUUAUGGUCGGGUGCGUCUUAUAGAGCGAAAAAUACGGUAUAUUAAUUUGUAAUUUAGCAGCAUCAACAUGACCUGUUCUAGACGCUUAAAACGCGAAGCCAGUUCUUAUCUGCUUGUCCUACUGAACGGAUGCUUGCAAACUUCGCUGGCGGGUGCCAUGUUCCUCGUUUCCCUCUGCUGCCCCCCCCCCAAUCACCCUUGCAAAUUUGGGGUGGCAUGAGUGAGUCACUGCUGGCGUUUGGCUCUUCUCCUAGGCGGCUCCGACAACCAUUUGAUCCUGGUGGACCUGCGCAGCCGAGGCACGGACGGAGGGCGGGCCGAACGUGUUCUUGAGCUCUGCUCCAUUGCAUGCAACAAGAACACCUGCCCAGGUGAGAGUGGCCAAGCUUCAAGAGGUUCUUCCCAGUGCGUAGCAAUGGCAGAGCAUCCGCCUCCCAGCGCUGGGGUUUAGCAGUUUUCAGAAAUGCCUGGUGUAGGGGUUGUGUAUUGAAACUAGGAGAGGGAUACAGUGGUACCUUGGGUUACAGACGCUUCAGGUUACAGACUCUGCUAACCCAGAAAUAGUACCUCGGGUUAAGAACUUUGCUUCAGGAUGAGAACAGAAAUCGCGUGGCGGAGGUGUGGCAGCAGCGGGCGGCCCCAUUAGCUAAAGUGGUACCUCAGGCUAAGAACAGUUUCAGGUUAAGAACGGACCUCCAAAACGAAUUAAAUUCUUAACCCGAGGUACCACUCUAUAUUUCUUAGUUGUUAUCCUUCCUGACUCACAUUUGGGAGUUCCACAAAGUACUUCCCCUUGUCAUUCCCUCGGCCGGUGAAUUCGGAUCCUCCUAGCUGGGUAUGAAGAGGCCUAGUCUGCCCACUGAUUUCUCUGGCCUCAUCUUGCCCUCUCUGCCUGGCAAUCACUCUACCAGGCAGAGAAGGAUCUUUCCUGGACCCAAGACCCCUUUAACUAGUGGUCCAGGGGGUGGCAUUUGGCAGCUUGUGCACACAAAGUAGGGGCUCUUUCCUCUGAGUCACUACCCCUCCCAUUUGGGGAGGAAUUCAGGAAGGAUGGGAAAGUAGACCUGAAGGAGCAUCUCCACCCCCAUUGUUCAGCCCGGACACUGAGGUCCAGCUCCAAGGGCCUUCUGGCGGUUCCCUCACUGCGAGAAGUGAGGUUACAGGGAACCAUGCACAGGGCCUUCUCGGUAGUGGCGCCUGCCCUGUGGAACGCCCUCCCAUCAGAUGUCAAGGAAACUAUCGGACUCUUAGAAGACAUCUGAAAGCAGCCCUGUUUAGGGAAGUUUUUAAUGUUUGAUGUUUUAUUGUGUUUUUAAUGUUCUGUUGGAAGCCACCCAGAGUGGCUGGGGAGGCCCAGCCAGAUGGGCGGGGUACAAGUAAUAAAUUAUUUUUAUUAUUAUGAAUAAUAGAAUCGUAGAGUUAGACAGGACCACAAGGGUCAUCUAGUCCAACCCCCUGCAAUGCAGGAAUAUUUCACACAACGUGGGGCUCGAACCCACAACGCUGUGAUCUCAUGUUCUACCAACUGACUGUCCUUUAUUUUGUCACUGCUGCUGUCCUUUGGGGAAGCCUUGUCCAAACCAUUAGAGUCGCCAGUUUUCAGGGUUUAAACUGUUGGGAGCUGCCUGGCGUGGCUGGAGAAAUAAUAAAUUAUUAUUAUUAUUAUUAUUAUUAUUAUUAUUAUUAUUAUUAUUUAUUAAGAAGCAACUUUAGAAGACUGCUGGGUAGGAAAACUGAGGAUUUAAAUAACAGGCUUCAGUUUUUAUGCAGUUUAUCUAUGCAAUGUAUAAAACUGGCCAGCUGUCCGUGUCUUUGGAUUCAACCCACGGCCUCUUCCCUCGUGUCUAGGAGACAAGAGUGCCCUGCGCCCCAGCGGUCUUCGGCUGGGAACACCAGCCCUUACCUCCAGGGGAUUCUUGGAAGAGGACUUCCGGAAAGUCGCUCACUUCAUCCAUAAAGGUAGGAAGGUGCCUGUGGGCAUGGAAGCUCUGUUUUUGGAGAUCUGGGCUUUGCUUUCUACCUCAUCUUCGCCAGCAGCCUCUGCCUUAGGUGAACGCUGGUUUCAUCCCCUCACUUAUUUGCAGAAUGAUUUGGAAGUGCCAAUGCAAAUUCAGUUACAGGUAGGUAGCCGUGUUGGUCUGCCUUAGUCGAAACAAAAUAAAAUAAAAAAUUCCUUCCAGUAGCACCUUAGAGACCAACUAAGUUUGUUAUUGGUAUGAGCUUUCGUGACACGAAAGCUCAUACCAGUAACAAACUUAGUUGGUCUCUAAGGUGCUACUGGAAGGAUGUUUGUUUCGAAUGCAAAUUCAGACUAGGCUUGCACCUUGUUUCAGGUGUGAGGAACCUGUGCUCCCCCCCCCAUUAUCUUAUUUACACCCCACCAUUUUCUCCAGCGAGCCCAAGGUGGUGCCCAUGCUUCUUCCCCUCCUCCUGACCAUUAGGUCCAGUCGUGGCCGACUCUGGGGUUGCGGCGCUCAUCUCGCUUUAAUGGCCGAGGAAGCCGGCAUACAGCUUCCGGGUUGCGUGGCCAGCAAGACUAAGCCACUUCUGGCGAACCAGAGCAGCGCACGGAAACGCCAUUUACCUUCCCGCCAGAGCGGUACCUAUUUAUCUACUCUGGCCUGACCCUCUAACCACCACACCACGCUGCCUCUUGCUGGACCACUAUUUCCUUCAUCCCAGAUCAUUGGGAUGGUGGUAGUUGGAGCUCAAUAGCAUCUGGAGGGCCGGCCUUCAGCGGGUUUGGGCUGCCACACUCAUGGAGUUAAGGGAGCUUUGCCUUCCUUUCCUCCCUCCAGUUAAAUCCCUCUCCUGCAUUCUUAGCCAGCUGCUUCUCUGCACACCCCUCUUGUGCUCCUUGUCCCUUCUGUGUUUUUCCUUCCCUCCCCACUUAAAAUGUGGUUACAAAGCAUGGAUCCACAUGGAUCCUCAGGAUCUUUGCAUUGGGUCACCCCAAAUUCACCAUCAGAGCACAUAGCAUGUCCAUGGCUACAGCCUGCACCAGAAAAAUCAGGUACUCACUGUUGCCUGGGGCUGCAAUGGUGCAAAAAUGUGGUUAAAAAGCAUGGAUCCACAUGGAUCCUCAGGAUCUUUGCAUUGGGUCACCCCAAAUUCACCAUCAGAUCACAUGUCUGUGGCCACAGCAUGAAGCACAAAAAUGAUACACCCACUGUUUCAUUCAGAAUGUUUUUUCCCUUGUUUUCCUCCUCUAAAAACAAUGUCCGUGUUAUGGUCAGGUGCGUGUUAUAGAGCGAAAAAUACGGUACUUGCACUUUGACGUGCUUUUGAACUGCUAGGUUGGCAGGAGCAGGGACCGAGCAACGGCAGCUCACCCCGUCGCGGGGAUUCAAACUGCUGACCUUCUGGCUGGCAAGUCCUAGGCUCUGUGGUUUAACCCACAGCGCCACCCACAUCCCACUCGUGGAGUUACCCUAUACCAAAUUUGGCCACCAGGUCAACUUGGGCCAGUGUGGUGUAGUGGUUAAGAGCGGUAGUCUCGUAAUCUGGUGAACCAGGUUCGCGUCUCCGCUCCUCCACAUGGAGCUGCUGGGUGACCUUGGGCUAGUCACACUUCUCUGAAGUCUCUCAGCCCCACUCACCUCACAGAGUGUUUGUUGUGGGGGAGGAAGGGAAAGGAGAAUGUUAGCCGCUUUGAGACUCCUUAGGGCAGUGAUAAAGCGGGAUAUUAAAUCCAAACUCUUCUUCUUCUUCUUCUUCUUCUUCUUGUUGGGCAGAGCGAUUGGUUCUUAACUGGUUGUGGCGUCUCAACAUUUAGAGACAUUUUGCGGUCCUUUAAACGGGAGGCAUCUGGGAUUGAACCUGGAGCCUUUCUGCAUGCAAAAGACGUACGCUACCCCUGAUCCACAGCCCCCUCUCCCCCUCUCCUGAGGUUUUGCUGUCCAAAGUAGUAAUUGAUCACCCAGUAGCCCACUCAGCCGCCAAACGAGGAAAUUUCUGUGUUGCCCAUGCAGGUAUUGAGCUCACCUUGCAGGUCCAGAGCGACAUGAGUCCCAAAGCGACGCUGCGAGAGUUUAAGGAGAAGCUGGUGUCUGACGAGAAGUACCAAGCUCCCCUGAGAUCCCUCCGGCAGGAGGUGGAGGCCUUUGCAGAUACCUUCCCCCUCCCUGGCUUGCCUGUUCUAUAAAAGUCACGGUCCCCCCGCCCCCCACGCCAGAAGAACAGCAAGGAAACUCCUGCCUGGAACAGCCGCGAUUCUUCUUGGCUGCUUUGAAGUGUGGGUUGUCUCAUCAAGCUGCCCUCCCGUAAGAGGGAUUUAGGAGGAAUCGAGGUAUCUCCAGUGUCCCUUUUUCUUUACUGUUCUUACAAGCAGAGCUGAUCUUGAAACCUGCUCUUUAACCAACCUCUACCCCAUCUUUUAAAAAAUACAUUGCAUUGAAUAUAGACCCCGGGAGGAAAUGGGCACAGGCCAAACGUAGCUUUAGAAUCCUCCAUUGGCGGGGUUAACGGCCGUAUUAAUGGACAUCCCAGAAUUAUACCCCUGGCAGUGGUAAAGAGGCCCCGAGAGAGAUGUGCCACACAGUUGCUGCGAAUGGAAAUCGCAGUAAAAAAAUUGCAUUUGGAAUCAACCUAUUACCCAAAGGUCUUAAAUGGAAGAGGCUGAGAGGUGGCGGAAGGGGGAAAUGCAAUGUCGACAGUAACUCGAAGCUCCCCCGAGGUUUGAAUAAACGUCAAACUGGGUCACGAGGAAGAAUGAAUCUGAUUUUUUGCCGGGUUUGAGCUUCCUCGUUAAAGCUGGCGUCUCAGAAAACAGAUUUACUGCAAGCCUAAGCAAGAAACAACAAAAAGAUAGAUCUUUGUGCUGAGGUGCCUUCAGCCAGCAUAGCUGAGCCGCUUUCAAACCAGAGUUUUCUUCAUUCGGGAAAACUCAAACCAAAGUCUUCCUUUGCUUUGGUUUACGGAACCCCCUGCCACAAGGAUUGGGGGUGGCUGGGAUCAUUUAGCAGGGGUAUUAAGAGCACAGAUCUGUCAAUAGGGAUCAGUCAUGAAAUGUGCAACCCGGACAAAGUGCUGCGGUGUGGAACGCUCCUCUGUUCCAGUAAGAUAGUUAUGCCUCUGGGAUACAUUUCAUCCCACCUGGUUUUCCAUUCCCACCCUGCUGCAAUGGGGCUCCCCCCCAUCUUUUUUACUUUUUCCCCCUUAAAAGGUUUCUUGUAUUUCUGCAAGAGUCUCCCUGCUGCCCCUGUGGCUGAUUGUCCUUUGGGCUACCAGAGCAGGGUGCUCACACCUGAAAAUUGGAAAGCUAAGCAGAAUCCUCUCCUUCAGAGAUCACUGAACCCUCACUGAUCUGCUAGACAGCUGGCCGUUGCCUUUGUGGCCUGGUUAAGGGUUUCUCAGAACCACACAGCUAUUCCACUGCGGGAAACAAGGCUAGACGAACCUUCCAGUCGGAUCCAGCUGUUUUACGUGGCUUGUGCCUGAGAUAUCAUCUCUAGACUACCAAGAUUUCAGCUGUGUAUAGCGAUACCUGGAAAGGGCGAAGAUAACGUUUCUCCAUUCACCAGCAUCGCUGUGGAAUAGCAACUGGCACAAGUUUCCAAUCGCUGGAGAACGGGGAGAGUUUAAGCAAACCAUCUCGGAUAUUCAACUUUAUCAGAGCGGGCCUAUCAUGAAUGUAAGAAAAGUCCCGACGCGUCAGCCCAGUGGCCAGUCUAGUCCAGAAUCCUCUUCUCACAAUGGCCAACCAGGUGUUUGCUGGAAACCUGCAAGCAGGAUCUAAGCACAAGAGCGCUCUCCCCACCUGUGGCUUCCAGCAAUGGGUAUUUGAAAACAACAUAGCAAGGCAGAAUUCUGUCUUUCUAAAUCCAAGGCAUGGGACUCUCAGCUACGUUAGCAAAGAAACAGCAAUUUGGAUGCAUUAUAAACAUGCAACACUAGAUGGCGCCAGAGACCAGGAAUUUUUAAAACGCGAUUUUCCAUAGAGAUUUUUUUCUUUUGUUAAAGCGAUCUUAUUUCUGACUUACAGCAUUUUUUCCAGUUUAGAUCCACCCAUGGCUAGCCUCUUGCAUUGCUCAACUCCCAAAAUUUUGUGGUUGCCAUUCUCCAGUCCUCUCCCCCCCCCCCCCCGCCGCUUUAGUAUCAGACACAGGAGCUCAGAAAUAGAGUCAGGACAAUUUUUUACUAAGCACAAUAAAAUCAAGAAUUGAACCACAAUAUACGCCAAGGGUUAUAUAAGCUUUAAAAAAUACAACCAGUAUAUAUAUAUUUUUUGUAUUUCAAAAAUAUCUUGAGCCCAAAUAAAUAAUUUCUUCUUCUUCUUCCCCCUGCCUCCAAUGUACAUUUUAUCAUUGUAGUCACUGGGUGUUGAGUAUUGUUGGUGAAGCGCUUGUGCAGUACACACCUUAACAGCACUAAGACAUGGAAGGCAUGCUGCUCAGAUUUUCUUCAGUGAAGACACUCCAUUUCCCUCCCUAACUACUGCUUAAGCGAAGUGUUGUGUUCCUACAAGUGCGGACAAGAAACUGAACAUGCAGUUAGGAAGAUCACUUUGGGGAGUUGUUACUUCCAGGGAGCUGCUAGCCCAGUCCAGUCGAGAUGGAGAAAGGUCAAGUAGUUGGUUGAUAAGAAGAAAACGCAGAAUUAUGGGGCCCAGCGUCUGGGCUUUCCACAGCACCCAGAGGGACCACGAUCCUGCAUAUUGCAUCCACAAGCAGGCCAGCGCCAGCUCCGCACAUGUAGUGCGCCAGCGCCAAUUCACAUGUCUCAAGGGGUCGAUUGUACCUAAGCUGCUGAAUUUGUGGGCCACUCACAUCCUCUGUGUGUGAUGUUCCCAUGGAUCAGCCUAUGGUUAUAUUUUCAAGAUUAAAGCAGCAGAGAUAUGCAAACACCUCAAUUGCCAAAUGGCUAGAUGAGCUCCGUUAUGGAAGCAGCUCAUACUGAGAGGAUGCGGAAUGGGGCAAGCGUAGGAUCUGCCUUCCUCUUGACGCUAGAACCACUGAUGAAAGAGGGGGGAGCUUCUCCCCAGCUCCUCCAGUCUCCCCACUCUGUCCUGUAUGGAUUUCCCCUUUCUCUCUGCCAGCAUUAAUCAUGGGGUUUUUUUUUACCACAUCUGCCAGGAGCUUAUAGCCAACUAGGAUUAGCUUGUAACCAGGAUUUGAAGCUGGUUGGCGCUGCUAGGGUGUAAUACCACUGUUAAAACUGACAAGGGGCGGAAGAGGACGUUUGAGCCUGUGGGGUGUUGGCAAUCUGUUAAGGAUUGGCUAAGGACACGAAAGCAGAAAGCUAGUUCACGUUACUAGGCUCUGCAGGUGAUUGGGCUAAGUCUUGGCUCUUGAGAAAAGGAAGGUGCUCACUAGCAGGCCUUGUAUCUACAUAUAUGGGAACCCUUUUUUUAAAAAAGUCAGCAGUGCCACACUACUGAAUCUAUGGCAUGCUCGUGAACCGCCAAAACCGAUUCCAGAGCCUUGUGAUUCACAGAUCUUGCUUCCAUCAGGCAAGAUGUCGGGCACACCUGCAAGUGUAACA